Molecule: messenger RNA, 1725 nt
Organism: Cyphellophora attinorum
Lineage: Eukaryota; Fungi; Ascomycota; Eurotiomycetes; Chaetothyriales; Cyphellophoraceae
Product: Amino-acid permease inda1
Exons: 5
Coding region: 1-1725 (574 amino acids)
Biological process (GO): amino acid transmembrane transport
Cellular component (GO): membrane
Molecular function (GO): amino acid transmembrane transporter activity
Source: RefSeq, a predicted model, not a curated record
AUGUCGAAGGAAGCACAUUUGGCGGGCUCGCCCUCCGAUGAGGAGAAGCCCCCUCUUGGACAGACUCGCCGACCCAGCGCUGGCGAGGCCGGCAUCCCCAUCAACUUCCGUGAGGAAGACUUCCUGACGCGCAAUGGGUUGAACUUGAAGAGUUUCCAGCGACGCGAUUAUGGCACUGGCGCCAGCGAGCUCGACCGAUCGAUGAAACCUCGACAUCUCAACAUGAUCGCCAUUGGAGGUUCCAUUGGCGCUGGUUUCUUCGUUGGUUCAGGCUCAGCUUUCACAUCUGGUGGACCCGGUUCUGUCUUCAUCUGCUUCUUGAUUGUCGGCAUUAUGAUGUUCAACGUUGUCUAUGCGCUUGGAGAACUUGCUGUCAUGUAUCCUGUCUCUGGUGGUUUCUACACAUACUCGGUCCGCUUCAUCGACCCCUCUUGGGGAUUCGCUAUGGGCUGGAACUACACUAUGCAAUGGAUCAUCGUAUUACCGCUGGAAUUAACAGUCGUAUCCUUCACAGUCGCAUAUUGGAACAAGGACGUUAAUGUGGCUGUCUGGAUUUCAAUCUUCUGGGCUUUCAUCAUCUUCGUCAAUAUAUUCGGCACCCUCGGGUAUGCUGAGGAGGAAUUCGUCUCGUCAUGUUUCAAGUUGGCAGCUACAGUUAUCUUCAUGAUUGUGGCUGUGGUCUUGAUCUGUGGCGGAGGCCCAUCCGAUGGCAAAUUCGAUGAGUACUGGGGUGCUCGCCUGUGGUAUGAUCCAGGCGCGUUCCAAAAUGGGUUCGUUGGUUUCUGCUCAGUCUUCGUCACGGCCGCGUUUUCGUUUUCAGGGACUGAGCUGGUCGGUCUCGCUGCUGCGGAAGCCCAGAAUCCGACAAAGGCCUUGCCCAGCGCCAUCAAGCAGGUCUUCUGGCGUAUCACCCUCUUCUACAUCCUCGGUCUCACACUCGUUGGCAUGCUCGUCAGCUCGACAGAUGAGCGCUUGCUUAACGCCGACAAUCCCUACGCUGACGGCACAUCUCCCUUCGUGCUCGCUGUCAAGGACGCAGGUCUCACCGGCUACGACAGUUUCAUGAACGUUGUCAUUCUUGUCUCUGUCAUUUCGAUCGGCGUCUCCUGCGUCUACGGCGGGUCUCGCACCCUGACUGCACUAGCAGAGCAAGGCUACGCUCCCAAGCUCUUCGCUUAUGUUGAUCGAUCUGGUCGGCCACUGAUGUCAGUCCUUCUCAACCUAGCGUUUGGCGCUUUGGCAUAUAUCGUACUCGCCUCCUCAGGCAACGAAGUAUUCUCCUGGCUCCUGGCUUUGUCUGGCUUGGCUGCAUUGUUUACAUGGGGCUCAAUCUGCUUCGCUCACAUCCGGUUCCGCCAGGCAUGGAAGAAGGCUGGCCGCACCGUCGAUGAAAUCCCCUUCCACGCGAUCUUCGGCGUCACUGGCUCGUGGGUCGGUCUCUUCCUCGUCGUCAUCUGCCUCAUCGCUCAAUUCUACACUGCGAUUGCCAAGAUUGGAGGCGGUACCAAUGAUGCCGAGGGCUUCUUCAAGGCCUAUCUCGCUCUGCCCGUCGUCCUCUUCUUCUGGGCUUGCGGCUAUCUCUGGAAGCGCGAGGGUGUCAAGAAGCUUGACCAGAUCGAUUUGGACACUGGCCGCCGGCCUAUUGAUUGGGAGGAGAUUCAUGCUCAGCGUGCGCGCUAUGCGUCCUGGCCGAUUUGGCGCAAGGUGCUUAGCAAGAUCUUUUAA